CUUUCAGAGGCAGAACAAAUGUAUCGAAUCGGACUAAAACAUCAGCCGACGAAUGCCGCGCUUCUCUACAACCUGGGUGUUGUUUUGCUGGAAACGAAUCGAACAGAAGAGGCCUACCUAAACUUCCACAAGGCCCUGUUCUACGAGCCUGGUCACGAGCAAACUAAGUUUGUUCUGGCCACUUCCUAUGCCGAUACUUCCGACCCACAGCUCCGCGAGAAGGCUCGACUCUUCGGCUUCGAGCCGGUACGCGUCCACUUCGGACUGGCAUUGCUCUACUCGGACGUCGCAGACUUCGAAGCAGCUAUUCAGCAUUACAAUGCGGUUCUGGAGCAUGACCCCACACACCGCAGCUCACUCUUCAAUAUGGCCCUCAUGUACAACAAUGAGUUGCACCAGCCCCUAGCAGCCAUUCCGCUGCUGAAGCAGCUGAUCGAGAUUCAUCCCUCGCACACUAAAUCGUAUCUUCUGCUCGGCGAUAUUGAACUGUCCGUCAGAAAGAACCCUACAGAAGCUCAGCGAAAUUUAAUUGCUGUGCUCGGUAAAGAUCAGUUCAAGGUCUGUAAGCGCAUAUUAAAAUUUCAUGUACAGUGGAGCCUCGGUAGACAAGCAGUUGCAUCUACGAGCAUUUCGGGUAAAGAGCGAGCCACUCGCAGAAAAUGUGUUUCGCUUGACUAG
This is a messenger RNA of Dibothriocephalus latus, 678 nucleotides long. NCBI's taxonomy places the organism in Eukaryota, Metazoa, Platyhelminthes, Cestoda, Diphyllobothriidea, Diphyllobothriidae. The record is from the annotation of a GenBank genome assembly.